Messenger RNA from Nymphaea colorata (pocket water lily), 1614 nucleotides. Its product is annotated as 50S ribosomal protein L22, chloroplastic-like. The record is from RefSeq and is a predicted model, not a curated record. Gene Ontology annotation, cellular component: mitochondrial large ribosomal subunit; ribosome. Gene Ontology annotation, biological process: translation; ribosome assembly. Gene Ontology annotation, molecular function: structural constituent of ribosome. NCBI's taxonomy places the organism in Eukaryota, Viridiplantae, Streptophyta, Magnoliopsida, Nymphaeales, Nymphaeaceae. The coding region runs from base 471 to 1298 and encodes 275 amino acids. The transcript has 6 exons.
UCUUCAGCUUGUGACCCUUGUGGCUAGCACAUGGGCUUGUUUCACAAGGCACCGUAGGCUCUGCAAAUUGGCCUGAGAACGGCUUGAGCUUUAGGCUGAGUCUACAUUACCUUGUAGAUCCGAUACGACCUGCUGAUAGGCUGAUCCGUGCUCAUUCCCAUUUGCGUCGACAGUCGAGACGCGUUACCUGUGGCUUUCGCCGCCGCGCUGCCCACGUUGACGCAGCUCACUCAUUCUUACUGUGUUCUUCUCAUAUCUCAAAAACCCUAAACCCCUCUACAAGGCCGUCCCCAACUCCUCUGCUUCGAUUUCUGCCAUCCUCGAAACGGAAAUCAUCUCAUCUACAUCCUUGUUUUGUAAAAAGAAACCAUCGAAUCACUUCUUACCCGUAGGUGGUAUUGCGUCGAUCAACGCCUGAUGGAGUCUGUUGGGAGCUGACCCUGUGGUCUGAGUUACACGUUUCUGAAACGAUGGCGGGUUGGUAUAAGCAUCUGCAGGCCGUCCUGCGUCAGAUUUCCAGCCGAAACGUACACAAGUUCCAGGCACCCACCAAUCAUUUUGGUGCAUCUGCAAGAUUUUCCCCUUUACUUGGGCAUCCUUCUUCUCUACAAAGCACAUUAGCUUUUCCGUCUGGGCAGAUCCAGCAGCCAUUUUACUACUAUCUGCAACGCUUGGGAGUUUCCAGUUCACGGCAAUUUCUGGCUGAGGCGUCAGCUGAUGCAAAUAUACAGCCCAUCUCUUCCCCUUUAACACCGCUACUGGGGUCAACUGGGAAGGAGAAAAGUGAUGCUGUGGUUAGCAAACCCAGCAGAGUCCAAGCAGUGCUAAAAGGAAUCAAACAGAGUCCAAAGAAAGUAAAUUUGGUGGCAGCCCUGGUUCGCGGUAUGCGCGUGGAAGAUGCAUUGUUACAGCUGCAAGUGACAGUGAAACGGGCUUCUAAGACUGUCUAUAAGGUUAUACGUUCAGCUCGUGCAAAUGCAACACACAAUCAUGGCCUAGAUUCUGAUCGCCUUCUAGUAGCUGAAGCAUUCGUUGGUAAAGGGUUCUAUAAGAAGAGAACUUCUUAUCAUUCCAAAAUGAGACAUGGAAUUAAAGUGAGACCAGAAUGUAGAUUGACUGUUGUUGUGAGAGAAAUCAGCCCUGAAGAAGAGGCUGAGAUAGCCAGGCUUCGGGUCAGUAAAUUCAGAAAGCUGACAAAGCGUGAGAGACAGCUAGUUCCUCAUAAGCUUAUAGAGACAACACCAAGAUGGCAUCGCAAGCGCAAAGGUGAUGAGCCAGCUGCAGGUGUUACGGCAUGAUCAUGUAGCUUGCUUCUUGCUGUUGGAAAAUAACCAUUUCUUGUUCACUGUGGUCGGUAGUGAUUUUGCUUUUCUUCCCCCCCCCCCCCCCCCCCCCCCCCCCCCUCAAAGAGCCCAUCUGCAAGGCAAUGCUCCAUCGUUUUCCUGCAAAUUUAGUGAGAGAGUAUCAGAAACAUUUUCUUGACAAUCAACCUUUUUUUUUCCAUAGUUGAGCUUGGGUUGGAUAGUCAGUUUAUACCAAAAGUGGCAAGACUAUCAGUUUCUGCCAAGCAUAACGACUGGAAUAUUGAAAUAUUAAACUCUUGCCUUCCUUCAA